AUGCAAACCGCGCAGCCUCAUGCACCACCAGCGGGAGCUCCGCCGCCACCGCCGCCUUCGACGAUGCAGCCUGUUGCCCCGGCGCCCAUCAACGGAACCAACGACAUGGCAGCUUCGCACGGACAGGUAGCCGCAGCCAACAUGCAGCAUACGCAGUACCAACCACAGCCUCAGCAGUACCAGCAUCAGCCGCCUCCACAGCAUCACCAGCAUCACGCCCCAGCUCCACCUCCUCCUGUCCAACAUCAUGCUCCUGCCCCGCCACCUCCAGCUCAGCAUCAUCACCAAUACCAGCAACCACCACCACAACAGCAUCAGCCGCCCCCACAUCAUGCUCCCGCCCCUCCCCCUCCUCAGCAUCAUCAUCAGCACCAACAACAUCACGCCCCUGCUCCACCACCCACCCCAAGCAUCAAAAAAAAAAAAACACCCCCACAGCAACAACAACAACAACAACAUCCACCCCAACAGCACUAUCAACAGCCGCCGCCUCCUCAGCAAGUACAAACUAGCUACGGACAGCCACCGCCACCGAUGCAGCCAGGACAGCCUCAGCAGCAACCGCCUCCCCAACAACAGGCACCGCCUCAGCAACAUCACUAUCCACACCAGGGACUUAACGGGGGGUGGCAAAGCGACAAGGACUAUCAGGAGCGACGGAAAAUGAUUGCCAAAAUUGUUCAUCUCUUGCAACAACGGAAACCAAAUGCGCCUCAGGAAUGGCUCAAGAAACUACCCCAAAUGGCAAAGCGAUUGGAAGAAUCCUUGUAUCGAUCUGCCAAGUCGUUCGAACAGUACAAUGAUGCAAGCACACUCAAACAUCGGCUUCAACAGCUAGCUGUUAACAUUGGUAUGAAGACGAAGAAGAUGCAGCAAGCACAAAUCGCGCAGCAAAAGCUCCAACAACCGCCUCCACCUCGCCAGUAUCAGCAACAGCAACAGCAAGCUCAGUACAGGCCUCCCCCGGCUACGCAACAACCACCUCAACAGCUACACAGGCCACCGGCACCACAGCCGGUUCAAGCUAGGCCACCAGCACCGCAGCAACCGAUUCAGCAACGGCAACAACCAAUGCAACAACCACCACCGGUACCGCAAGCGCCAGCUCCACAACCACCACAACAGCCUCAGCAGCGGAUGGUCAAUGUAGCAGAAAUCAACCCUAUCAUGGGAGGACCUCCGCCUAGUCAGCCUCCACAGCACGUGCAGCCGGCACCAGCGCAACCACCAACUGCGCCGCCUCCGCAUGGUCAACCGAUCCAGUACCAUCCUCAACCAGCACCCGCGCCCCCACCGGCAGCACCAGCUCCUCAGCCACCAGCGCCAGGCCAAAAUGGAGUACGUCCACCAGCAGGGACGGGAGGUAGACAGGUUUCGGAUCGGCAACAAGUCUUGCGCCAUCAACAACAGCGGUUGUUGCUUCUUAGACAUGCAGCGAAAUGCCAGCAUGAAGACGGCCGGUGUCCUGUUACGCCUCAUUGUGCCGGAAUGAAGAGACUGUGGAAACACAUUGCCGAGUGUAAAGACCAAAAGUGUCUCGUGCCGCACUGCGUUAGCUCUAGGUAUGUGCUUAGCCACUACCAUCGAUGCAAGGACGUUCGUUGUCCGGUAUGUGGUCCUGUCCGGGAAGCAAUCCAUCGAAGUCACGAGAAACAAAAGCAGAUGCAGGCUUUGAAGCAACGGCAUCAGCAAGCAGUGCAGCAAACUCAAAUUCAAGCCGCUCCAGCGCCAUCAAGUGCUCCGGCUCCGGUUGCACCAGCCGCUCCUUUGCCCCCGCAACCGUUGUCGUCUGGACCUGUUGCCGCCCCGAUGGCUCACACCAGCAUUGCUCCGGUGGGGUCCUCUGUUCCGGAACCACCAAACAAACGGCAAAAAACGGCAUCUGGCGUCCCAGCACAGCCGUAUCCUCCGCCCCCUCCACAGCCGGGUGUUCCUGUGGCUCCGCAACAACCCAUGCAUCAGCCUUCCAGUGUUCCCCCGGGAGUACCACCGCCCAGCCAAUAUCAGUAUCCUCCACAACCCGGCGCACCUGUGCCUGUUCCCGUGCAGCAACCACAGCCAGCGGUUGCCGUUGUGCCAGUGCCAGGAGCCCAGCCACCUGCAGUACCUUCGGCGCCCGCUGGACCAAAACCUGCAGUUUCCGGUGCUCCAGGCAUUGCUUUUCAGAAUGGGCAGGUCAUCACUCCAAAGUACACAGGCCCGAAGCCGCAGGAAGAUCAUACUCUUAUCAACUGUUUCUCAGUCGCUCAAAUCGAAACGCACAUCGCGUCGCUCAACAAAGGGUUGCGGCUUCCUCCUCAGAAGCUCAAGGCGAAAUGUCUGGAUGUGCUAAAAUCGCUGCAAUCUCACCAGCACGGCUGGGUCUUCAAUAGCCCUGUCGACCCUGUCGAGCUGGGGCUUCCGGACUACUUUGAAGUCAUCAAACGUCCUAUGGAUCUCGGAACUAUCAGGAAAAAAUUAGAGAACGGCUGUUAUCAUUCCCUGGAUGAAUUUGAGAACCACUGCCACUUGACCUUCGACAACGCGAUGCUUUACAAUCCACAGGGCUCGGUUGUCUACAACAUGGCAGAAGAAAUGAAAGCGAAGUUCGAGCAAGACUACCAAAACCUCCUCAAGGUGCUCAACGCAGAAGAAGAUGUGAAGCGCAGAAAUGGAGAAGCUUGUGUGCUGUGUGGAUGCGAGAAGCUGAUCUUUGAGCCUCCCGUGUUUUACUGCAAUGGCCUAAACUGCCCUUCAAAGAGAAUCCGGCGCAACAGCUACUAUUACGUUGGUGCCAACAAUCAGUACCACUGGUGUCAUCAGUGUUAUCAGGAACUGAAAGACAACCAAGCUAUCGAGCUUGGAGAUGUCACCAUCAAGAAGGAAGGGCUCACCAAGAAGAAGAAUGAUGAGGUGCACGAAGAGAGCUGGGUGCAGUGCGAUCGCUGUGAAAGAUGGAUCCAUCAAAUCUGUGCACUGUUUAACACAAGACAGAACAAGGACCAGCGUUCGGAAUACGCUUGCCCACGUUGUACAAUAGAAGAACGGAGAAAAAAGGGAGAACUCGAGGCAACAUCUCAAACACCAAUGGCGGAAGACCUCCCCCGGACGAAGCUGUCGGAGUAUUUGGAAGAGAACGUUCGAAAGAAGGUCAACGAGUACGUCGAUGUGAACUCAAAACAAAAGGCGGAGGCAGAGCAAAUUCCGCUGGAAGAAGCCAGGAAGGCUCUCGAAAUGGGUGGGCACAUUACCAUUCGUCAAGUCACGUCGAUGGAUCGAAAAUUGGAGGUGCGAGAGCGCAUGAAACGCAGAUAUGCGUUCAAAAACUAUCCGGACGAGUUCAACUUUCGUUGCAAGUGCAUCGUGGUGUUCCAAAAUCUCGAUGGCGUGGAUGUGAUAUUGUUUGGGCUGUAUGUCUACGAGCACGAUGAAAAGAAUGCGUUACCGAACAAACGGACGGUGUACAUUUCCUACCUCGAUAGCGUUCAUUACAUGAGGCCACGAAAGAUGAGAACUUUCAUCUACCAUGAGAUUUUGGUAUCAUACUUGGACUAUGUUCGCAAGCGUGGGUUUUCUUCUGCCCACAUCUGGGCGUGCCCUCCACUCAAGGGGGACGACUAUAUCCUUUAUGCCAAGCCCGAGGAUCAAAAGGUGCCAAAGGACGAUCGCCUUCGACAGUGGUACAUUGACAUGCUCGUUGAGAGCCAGAAACGCGGUAUCGUCGGCACUGUUACCAAUAUGUAUGAUCUUUAUUUCUCCAACGAGAAAAACGACGCUACGGUGGUGCCCUACAUGGACGGCGAUUACUUUCCUGCAGAGGUGGAGAAUAUCAUCAAGGACAUCGAAGAAGGAAAGACAGGCAAGAAAGGAAAGGAACAGGGGAAGAAAAAGAAGGGAAACAACAAGGCGAAGCAGAAGAAGAAAAAUGGGCGUGGUGGCACUCGCUCCACUGGUCUCGACGAGCAGGCCUUGAAGGCGAGCGGCUUCGUCCCUCCAGGCACAGAAGCCAAGAGCGUUGAAGAAGGCGGGCGAGACUACGUCAUGGUGAAACUCGGGGAAACAAUCCAACCGAUGAAGGAGAGUUUUAUCGUUGCAUUUCUUGCUUGGGAAGGGGCCAAGCGCGAGCACAUGGUUGUCCCCAAGGAAAUUGAGGAAUAUCGCAAGGAGCAUGGAAUCGUAUCGGUCAUUGGCAAGGACGACAGCGAUGACGAAUGCAAAAGUUUGAACGAUGGGGCGAACGGCAAAACUCCACCAGUCGAGAAAGAGUCGGAAGAGAAGAAAGACGGCAACGACACAUCCACAAACGGUGACGUCAAAAUGGAAUCAGCCGACGGGUCUGCGGUGAAACAGGAGGAGACAGAUGGCUCGCCACCACCAACGGAUCAGGCCGAGAAACCCGCUUCUGCGGACGCGACAACCAAUUCUUCAACCGCCGCGGUGAAAGAAGAGAAGCCCGACGAGGCAAUGCCUGAUGCCGGUGCGAAUGAUACAGCAGCCAAGGACGGGAACGGUGCCACACAACCUGAGCCGGAGAAGCCUGCGGAUGCCGCUGCAGCACCGGCAGCUGACCAGGAUUCCGCUCAAGCUCCCGCCCCCGACCAACCUCCUGCUGCAGUGAAGACUGAACCUGGCACUGAAGACGCCGCAGGAGCGCCAGAAGCAGGAGUACAACAAGGCGUGUCUCAGAGCGCCAUGGCAAUUCGCAAAGGGAAGUUUGCCGCCAUGACCGCGAGGAAACGCGACCUAAUGGGCAAGGAUAAAGAGCCCGAAAAGGACGACAAGGACGCUAAAGACAAGGAUAAAGAAAAAGAGAAGAAAGCCUCGAAGACCAUCUACGUGAAAGAUAGCCGUGGUCGCACUGUCAAGGUGAUUGAUGACGACGAUGAAGAAAUGGACUGUGAAUUUCUCAACAAUCGUCAAGCCUUCUUGAAUCUUUGUCAAGGAAACCACUACCAGUUCGAUCACCUGCGCAGAGCCAAACAUUCCUCCAUGAUGGUGCUGUGGCAUCUUCAUAAUCGGGAUGCUCCCAAGUUUGUUCAACAGUGCGCCACUUGCUCGCGAGAAAUCCUGACGGGAUACAGAUUCCACUGCCCUACUUGCGCCGAUUUCGAUCAGUGCCAAGAAUGCGUUCACAAUCCAAAAGUCGCUAGGCAUCCUCAUCAGCUGAAGCCGAUCCCAGUCGCUAGUGGUCAGCAGCCUGAGCUAACGGAGGAACAGAGGAAAGAGCGUCAGCGAAGCAUUCAGCUGCAUAUGACUCUUUUGCAGCACGCAGCAACUUGCACUUCUCCAAAAUGUCCAUCGGCAAACUGUACGAAGAUGAAGGGUCUGUUGAAGCAUGGUGCCCAAUGUCAGAUCAAGGCAACAGGCGGUUGCAAUGUGUGCAAGCGUAUUUGGGCCCUUCUACAGAUCCAUGCACGCCAAUGCCGAGCUACGUCCUGCCCUGUUCCCAACUGCAUGGCCAUUCGCGAGAGAGUUCGGCAGCUAAAGAAGCAACAACAAGCGAUGGACGAUCGUCGGCGUCUCCAAAUGAACCAAGCUUACUCUGCUUCUUCCAGGAGAUAGAUAGGAUGCGAAAAUACUUUGCACUAGAUCAUUUUUAUCACAUUGCCGCAGAGACAAGGACUAUGUUUGUGGCAACACAAAAGAAGAUGGAUUUUGCAAAAGCAGCCUGGGCAUCUCUAUUCUUUCAUAUCCAAAUUGUGCUCUUGUAGUCUAUUUCGUAGUAUGCCCGAGCAAAUCGUGUCGCACCCCGUUUCUGUUCAUCUGUCGCGUUGUAGCCAAUCGCCAGAUGGUAUUUGCUUGGAUUUGUUGCAAUCUGGUCUAUGGUAGACAUAGGCGCGAACGACAGAUCCUUCCUCUCCGAUGGGCUCCCCUCCUAGUGUCCUUUUAGGAUCACCAAGAAAUGCAUCGGCUAUGGCUCUCUGAUACAGCCCAGAACCAUCGGGCACGUAUCCUUCUAUGGAAUCAAAGUGCUUCAACUUUCGCUGGAACAGCUCUGGAUCAGCCGUCAGCACCCAACCGCUAACUCUGUUGGUGGUAUCCUCUUUCGCAUCGCCACUGCUGCAUGUACCAAGAACCAAGGAAGCAUAAGUAUCUUCAUAAAGCUUGGCACCAGGAACUGUGGCCGGCUGAGCUCUCACCCCAGAUACCGCUUCUUGGGUCCAAGGCAUGUUGGAGUCGUCGUCAGGGCGUAAACUGCCGUAACAGAACACAUGGCUGCAGUCUUGGUCCGUCAUUGUGUUGCUUGUGCUCAUCCAAUGGCCAAUCACGAGGCUUGAUCUGUUUCCAAAUGCAUGUAGCAGCCACGAAGUUCUCAGAUUUGGUACCACGAUCAUCAAAAUCUAAACCUGACAAAACUCCAGGAGAAUGGUGCCUGAGCAGCGCCGCACUGUGCCGUUCCUAUUAAUACCGAUAGUAGGUCCAGGCUGGACGACGAUGAUUGAGACAUUGAGACAGCUAUCGAUCGAGACUCGAGACGUACAGUCGUACGCUGAAACAGA
This is a messenger RNA of Seminavis robusta, 6479 nucleotides long. NCBI's taxonomy places the organism in Eukaryota, Bacillariophyta, Bacillariophyceae, Naviculales, Naviculaceae. The record is from the annotation of a GenBank genome assembly.